AUGCAAAACAUUGUGCCAUUCAAGCGCUACAAGAUAUCAGUUUACCCUUUGUACAAUGAUGGCCCUGGAUCUCCACUUUCAACAAAGGCAUAUUUACAAGAAGACAGUCCAGCAUCUGGUCCCUUUGUUCGUCUGAAGGAAGCAGGAAAAGCAGCAGCUCAGUUGGAAUGGGAUGAAAUUCCAGUAAACGAAAGGCGUGGAUUCAUCACAAAUUACACCAUCUUUUGCAAGAGUGCUGGUGAAAAUGAAUCAUAUGUAACUGUGGGCUCAGCAAGUCGCCAAUACACAUUGGUUAACUUAAAAGGCAAUACUUUGUACCGAGUAAUUAUCAUGGCUUCUACAGCAAAAGGAGGUACAAAUGGCACAGCCGUCUCUUUCAAAACAUUAGCCUUUGCGAAACAAGAAAUUGCAACUAUCAUAGCAUCCACCAUCCCGGUUUCCCUGUCAGUCACUAUUAUGAUGUUACUUGUGUACUUUAUGAACAAGAAUCCUAAAAACAAUUGUCAGAAUGUCCCAGAUGCAGCACACAGUCAUCCUUACCUAAAUUCACCAAAAUGUCAAUCUAAGAAUAAUUUUGAUGCAAAAGAGCUGGAAAAGGCCUCUGAGACCAUCAGAACUAUAGGACAACAACUGCAAAGUGAGGAGAAUGAGUCAUAUCAGGUCUAUUCAAGGAACGCUGAAGAUCCAACUUUGAUGGGGAGCCACACGGGUCAGCUACCACCAUCUCGGAACUUACAGUCAAACUUGACUUGUCUGUUACUGAACUCAGAGGAGGUAUUUCAGGUGUAGGUUAAAAAGGAGUUGGAAUUCCAAGUCCGUACAUUUGCACAGGGAAUAAUAUUGAAAAAAUUGUUGAAACAUAGAGUAUGGCCUUCAUGGCUUGGUGGCAACAAAAGUGAACUAAAAAUAUCUCACAGUAGAAAUAUUAUCAUCAUACUGUUGAAAGAAUCCUAAAUUGUCCAGGAAGACAGUGAGUCACAGUGGGCAGACCGCAGUUAAUCCUUCAUUAUGCUGAAUCAUUUCCUUCGCCAAAUCAAAUCUUCAAAUGCCUGAAACCUUCAGUUCAGCUUCUAGAAGAUGUGAAAAAGAUGUCAAUCAAACCUAUUUUGAUGCAUGUGCUCAAUGACUGAAUGACUUGUGCUUGGAGACAGUCCAGCACCUUGUUUCCCAGUUUCAAAUGAACUACUUAAAUGUUAAUAUGAGUAUUGCUGAAAAAGACAAGUUUUCUUGAAGCUUUGCAUCUUGCUUUCAUCAGAACAAUUUGCAAGAAUAUCAAUUCAAGAAGUAAAACAAAAUAAAUACUGUAUGGAAGGACAGCACUAAUUGUUUGGCAUUUUAGGGAUACUGAUCGAUAGAGUCAGUACAGUGGAAAAGGUACCAAUUAAUGAUGGUUGACAGCUAACUGUCAGACUUUGUUUAAGUUUUAAACCAGGCAGGUUUACAUUAAUUGGUCAGGGCAUUGCCCCAAGAGCUGAGCCAGGGAGUGGCUGUCAGCUAUUUUGUUGAGUUGAAACACACGCAGUGUGUGUACAUGUCCUUUCCAUCUACAAAGAAUAGGGCCCUGUAUAUUAACACAUUUAACUUCCAGUCCAUGCAAGUACACUGAUGGAGGGUUUUAUGAAAGGUCGAGGCUUCAGACCUGAGCGGAGCGUGACAAGAUAAAUUUAUUCAAGCUUAUACCACAUGCAUGCAGGAAAGGUCUUCCAAGUCAAGCUCAAAGACACUCCACCGUUUACAGCUCAAAACAACACAUUUAUACAUCUUCACAUCAUAAUGGUUACAUACAACAUUGGUAUAAAAGAAAUUAUGUGACAAUCAAGUGUCCAUCAUUCUCUUUUUUAGCUUUUGCAAACUUAAGUUGUUGUUUUGCAUUUUGUGACUCCUGGGCCUCAUAUUCUCUCUGGUUUGUGCUGCAAUCUAGGGUUUUAUCAGAGCAUCUGAUAUUUUCAAGGCUUAUCUGUCCUUACCAUCUCCUCUCUAUGCCCUAAGCUCCUACUUAUAUUGCUGCAUAGUUAUUUCGAGCAGUAUAGGUGAUCUCUGACCCCUAAGUGACUGGUGACUGUCCUCUUUUAUGGUCAUGUGGUCAAAUUGCCUAAGUUGCACUAGCUGUUUCCUGAUAUGGAUGUGUUUUGCUCUGAGUCCUACUCUCUACUGCUUGUCUAAGCUUUUUUUCUUCAACUGUGUUCCAUGUUUCAUACUAUUCUGCUCCUUUCCAUGGGUUUUCCAUUUCUUACACUCUCCUAUCUUCCUUACCUUUUUUUCAUGCAGCAUAUGGCAAGCCUGACUAACAAUCCUAAAUUGGGUGUUAAUGCAAUAUUCCAUACACUCAGGAUUAUCCAGCAAAUAUCCAAUUGCAGUCUCCAUCUAAUGUUGGACACUGUUGUAAGUUUUACAAGUGAAGGCCAGUUGGAUAUGGUCAGUAUCUUGCUUGUUGUGAAGAAAAUAUGCCAUUUUAUAUGACUCUUUGGGACAUACUGCCUGUCAUACCUGACAUCACACCAGCACUGAAAUUCAUAAACCACAUUAUUCAAUGUGUGAUAGGCAGACCAUUUUUUUGGUUUGACAGCAAGAUCAUAUUAGUGGCGAACAACACUCAUUUUGCUGCUGCACAGUAACAGUGUGAAACAAUUAAUUUCAUCUUUUGCUCAAAACUUUGAGACACCGUACCCUUCCAGGGUGCUCUGAGGUAGACUGGGCAUUUUCCAGAACCAAGAAUAACUACCUUAGGUUUGUUCAUGAAUUUGCACAAAAGCCAGAAAUAGUCUCAUUAAGGUAGCCACUGUCCUGCAUUAACAAGAUCACCAAUAAGGCCAAUAUUAUUGUGCAUGGAUUGUAGAAAUCCCACAAGGUAUGCUGACCAGUGAGGGUAGGUUUGUAGGUGACAGUAGUAGGAACCCCCUGGUUGAUUCCUCACUAGGAUAAUGAGGAAAGGGAGUUCAUUUGACUGGUCCAUGCUUAACGUUACUUUGAUUGCAGGAUGGGGCCCAUUAAGACAUGCACAGAAAUUCUUGCGUGCACAGCUGCGGAUUCACAUUCAGCAUCCAUAGCAUCUAUGCAUUGGAAAUAUACAAGUGGCAGGAGAGCUGUUGUCACUUCAUCGAAGACACAUUUCUCAUGGAAUGCAAUAAAUAUGUAUGUGAGCGCUGGAUCUAGCAGUGAUCCCAUGACAACACUAUUUAUUUGGGUGCACUUGAUGUCAUUGAAACUGAAUUCACUGCACAAGUUGCAGAGUUCAUAAGUGAAUACUGAUUUACACAAUGGUGACAUGUCUAGAUCUGUCUCUUUUAUCAGGCAGUACUCAAGUUCUGUACUGCGACUAUAAAUAUUAAUUAUUUCCUAACAGCUGGAAAAGAUCUUUAUGACAAUGUUUGCACAAUAACUUGAGGGGCGGUUAUAUUACCAUUAAAGUAUUUCACGGUAGAAGUGACUGCAGGGGAGAAAGAAAACAUUUAUUCAGUCUGUCCAGCCUGUCAAUUUAAUUGUGAUUUAUUAAUUCAGUCGGGAAUUUAAUUUCAGAUUAUUUUCCCAAAUAAACAACUGCAAAGUUAACCAACACCAGGAAAGUGUAUGUAAUUAAAUUCUGUUCCAAAACACA
Rhincodon typus (whale shark) is the source of this 3595-nucleotide messenger RNA. Its product is annotated as interleukin-6 receptor subunit beta-like. The transcript has 7 exons. Bases 1 to 789 code for a protein of 262 amino acids. NCBI's taxonomy places the organism in Eukaryota, Metazoa, Chordata, Chondrichthyes, Orectolobiformes, Rhincodontidae. Gene Ontology annotation, biological process: cytokine-mediated signaling pathway. Gene Ontology annotation, cellular component: external side of plasma membrane; signaling receptor complex. The record is from RefSeq and is a predicted model, not a curated record. Gene Ontology annotation, molecular function: cytokine receptor activity; cytokine binding.